Cantharellus anzutake is the source of this 1297-nucleotide messenger RNA. RefSeq lists its product as uncharacterized. The transcript has 2 exons. Bases 207 to 1070 code for a protein of 287 amino acids. Lineage: Eukaryota; Fungi; Basidiomycota; Agaricomycetes; Cantharellales; Hydnaceae. The record is from RefSeq and is a predicted model, not a curated record.
CCUUACCCUGCGUCCUCCCCGCAAUGGAGCAACCAAUCAUCCGCGCAUCAACCCUAGACAUUAGGCACGCGGGCGUCCCUAAUCGACACUGCAACUAAUUGUACGCAACAGUUAUACCUAGUUACCAACCACCCGACCAAAGUAUUCAUGUUUCGUGAUGCAUUCUCGGACUUAGCCAUUUUACACUUUACCAUUCCUCACAUAGGAUGGUCAGACCCCAUUCUAUCUGCAUCCGGACCCACUCUUUUUUCAAUCAUUUCGAUUUGUCCUAUCAUUCUCCCUGCAAUGCCGUUCCGGCUAGUUUGCGACUACCUUUCCAGUCGAUAUCUCCCACCCUGCUCAUCCACUUUUUACAUGCAUUCAUGACUCCCGUUCAUUUGUUGUUCCUCCAAUCAGACGCUGUCGUUCAAUCUGUGCUGUUAGCCGCAAGGAUUUUCUCCUUUUUUUAUUCUUUAUUCAAAUUUCUCGUGGACUCGAAUUCCCGGAUUUUAGGUGGAAACAAAUGCAUUUUUCCGGUCUGCCUACAACCCCCGUCGCUGCUCUGGCCCAGCGUUCGAAUAUCCGCACUUCCUCACAAGAAUCACUAUUGCGGCUGGAUAGAUAAAAAAAUCAUUCCAGAGUUUGCCAGCUUUACUGUGCUAUGGCCAAGGCGCACGCUCAACCAGGUGGUGAUUCGCAUGAUGUGCCUUGUGCACACUUCUUGCACCCAGGAGUGGAGACUGCUGUGCCCGCGGAUUUCCUCGCGUAUUCGUGUGGAAAAUGGAUGCAGGAAACGGGCCGCGUUCAUUGCAAUAAGAUACCCCGGGCUAAACAUUCAGGAUGGAACUCCGCCACUCAGAUGUGGAUGUGAUGGCCUUUGCAGCCGAUUCGGGUGUUCCCGCUAUUCUGACAGGCAUUUUGCAUGGAACGCACGCCAUGAAUUGGCCGGGAUGGUUGCCUUGCUGACAGACCACGAGGCCGAAACCUUCUUCAUGCAGUUGUUCUCUAUAUUGGCGCGGGAAAUCAUUACUUGCAUGCUGCCCGUGUCUGGUAGUAGUACAAAGGGACGUCCCGUUGAACAUUCUAAAUAAACUCACAUGCCAAUCAUUGCUAAAAGAGAACAUUUGUAACACGCCCUUCCCCGAACAUAUCCCGACUGUUAUCCGGAUCGUUUUUCGUGUAAUUCGGAAGGAAAAUUACGAAUCCACCCCCCCUCCCCUUGGCAUGCGAAGAAGAUACCACUUAUUCAAAGAUCCUGGCACGCAUUGAUCCAGAGCUGGUUCAAUUUCGCUUCGGGGUUAACCAUCGUGGAAAGUGG